AUGCACUUUUCUUCAAUUAUCAGCGCAACUGCGCUUCUCUUCGCUCACUCCACUCUGGCCGACGUCCCACUCAUCACCAAUGCCACCGACUUUACAACACUUGCCGACACAGACAAAGGCUUUCCUAGCCAAACAUUCCGCUCUUCUGACAUUAUUGCUCCCGUCUUUCUUGUAAACAAAUGGGAGCAGGAUCAAGUCGACAAUGCAUCCUUCAUCUUCCUCGGAACAGUCUACGGGAAGAACAAGGCCGGCCCAAUGAUCUUCGAUGCCCGCGACAUGAGCCUCGUGUAUGCCGAUCAGAAAUACGAGAAUACGUAUACUUCAAAUGUACAUGUUAUUAAUGGCACUCGUUAUUUUGCUUUUUGGGAGGGCGGCCAUACCCGUGGCCACGCCAAUGGAAACUGUCUCUUCUUCGAUGAAAACUACAACCUCAAGUACAACGUCACUGCCCAAGGACUCAACGACGCCCGUGCCGACAUGCAUGAACUCAGCGUCACCCAGAGCGGAACCGUCAUCUUCUCAACAUACUUUAAUAUCCCUUUUGACUGCCGCUCUGUGGGAGGACCCGAAAAUGCGCUCCUCAUGGACAGCGGUUUCCAAGAAGUCGAUGCAGCAACGAAUGAGUUAAUCUUCGACUGGCAAGCUUCAAAGUUCUUCACUAUCGAUAAUUCAUAUGCUUCAUACAACGCCGAUUACGGCGUUAGCGAAGAUUCCGGCUUUGACUUUUUCCACAUCAAUUCGAUAGAAAAGACUCAAGACGGCAACUACCUCGUCUCCAGCCGCCACAUGUCCAUCCUCACUCUCAUCGACGGCAAAGACGGCCACCCAAUCUGGAUCCUCGGCGGCAGACAAAACCAAUUCACCGACCUCUCCAACGGCGCAGCCACAAACAUCAGCUGGCAGCACGACGCCCGCAUCAUUCCAUCAUCCAACAUCACCGACGAGACUCACAUCACUCUCUUCGACAACCACGGCGAAUACAGCGGUCCCUGUCAAGGGAAAUGUCAAACUCGUGCUCUCCGCAUCGCCGUCAACCAAGUCCUCCACACUGCAAGGGUAGUCAGCGAAUUCUCCCAUCCAGAAAACAUCGACUCCGGCGCCAUGGGAGGCUAUCAAACUCUAGACAGUGGAAACAUCAUGACGGGAUGGGGAUACUACCCCGGAUUUGUCGAAUACACCAGCGACGGCACACCGGUUAUGGACUUUCAGAGGGGUGCAAUUGGCGGAGAGCCACUGCCGGACAUGUUUGCCUACAGAGUCAAUAAAGGAGAUUGGAAAGGGAACCCUUCAUGGGCACCAAGUGUGGCCGCUGAUGCACCAAACCACAGCACCCUCAAUGCAACCGUCUACGUUUCGUGGAAUGGUGCAACAGAAGUUGCCUCAUGGGCUAUAUUUGCUUCCAAUGAUCACAGCAGCAUCAACAGCCACACAAACCUCAUUGCCGAAUCUCCCCGCCACGGCUUCGAAACCGCCAUCUCCCUAUCAAGCCAAAAUACUACUCGUCGAUACGUUGGUGCAGCCGCUGUGUCAUCCUCUGGCGAUGUCCUCGGUUCAACCAUCGUCAUCGAUCUCCAAAACGAGGGCAAACCUGCCACUGUAGAAAGCGGCAUAGUCACCCUAAAGCCUCCAUCUCCAUCACCGCCACCAUCAUCAGCAUCAGGGAGUCGAAGCACAAGUACUAGCUCGGUAGGUGUCAUGGGUGGAUCGAUAUUUGGCGCUGCAGGCGUCUUUUAUGCAGGAGUAUAUUACUGGCGAAGGAGAGCAAGGGGACGGCGUGGGCACGGAGAAGAGGGAUACAGGAUGGUAAACUUGAGAGAUUAA
Trichoderma breve is the source of this 1821-nucleotide messenger RNA. Its product is annotated as arylsulfotransferase (ASST) domain-containing protein. The transcript is spliced from 3 exons. The coding region runs from base 1 to 1821 and encodes 606 amino acids. NCBI's taxonomy places the organism in Eukaryota, Fungi, Ascomycota, Sordariomycetes, Hypocreales, Hypocreaceae. The record is from RefSeq and is a predicted model, not a curated record.